Molecule: messenger RNA, 3653 nt
Organism: Sarcophilus harrisii (Tasmanian devil)
Lineage: Eukaryota; Metazoa; Chordata; Mammalia; Dasyuromorphia; Dasyuridae
Gene: SRSF6
Product: serine and arginine rich splicing factor 6
Exons: 6
Coding region: 216-1241 (341 amino acids)
Biological process (GO): alternative mRNA splicing, via spliceosome; mRNA splice site recognition
Cellular component (GO): nucleus; ribonucleoprotein complex; cytoplasm
Molecular function (GO): mRNA binding
Source: RefSeq, a predicted model, not a curated record
CCGCUCCGCCCUUAUAGCCACGGCCUCAAAGCGCGCGCGCCAUUGUGUGGCUGGGAUUCGGCCGCCGUUGUUCCUUCGUCCUCUGUUCGUGUUCUCUUAUUCUCCUUUUCUUUCCUUUUCCCCCUUCUAUCUUACCUUUUCUCUUCCUACCUUCCUAACCUCCUCACCCCUUUGACCUCCUCCUUUUCCCCCCCUUCCCCCGCCCACCAGCGGAAAUGCCGCGCGUCUACAUUGGGCGCCUCAGCUACCAUGUCCGCGAGAAAGACAUCCAGCGUUUUUUCAGUGGCUACGGGCGCCUGCUGGAAGUCGACCUGAAAAACGGGUACGGCUUUGUGGAGUUUGAGGACUCCCGCGACGCCGACGAUGCCGUUUAUGAGCUGAAUGGCAAGGACUUAUGCGGAGAGCGAGUGAUCGUGGAGCAUGCCCGGGGCCCCCGCCGGGACCGCGACGGCUAUAGCUACGGCAGCCGCAGUGGUGGUGGUGGAGGAUACAGCAGUCGAAGAGCUACUGGCAGAGAUAAAUACGGACCACCUGUUCGAACAGAAUACAGACUGAUUGUAGAAAAUCUUUCUAGUCGUUGCAGUUGGCAGGAUUUAAAGGAUUUCAUGAGACAAGCUGGAGAAGUAACAUAUGCAGAUGCUCACAAAGAACGCACAAAUGAAGGUGUAAUUGAAUUUCGUUCCUAUUCUGAUAUGAAGCGUGCUUUAGAUAAAUUGGAUGGCACAGAAAUCAAUGGCAGAAAUAUAAGGCUCAUUGAAGAUAAGCCACGAACAAGCCAUAGGAGAUCCUAUUCUGGAAGUAGAUCGAGGUCCCGAUCUAGGAGAAGAUCUCGAAGUAGGAGUCGAAGAAGCAGCCGGAGCAGAUCCCGUAGUGCUUCCAAAAGUCGCUCAAGAUCCAAAUCUAGAUCUCGAAGCAAAGAUCGUUCCCGUUCCCGAUCUAAAGGCAGGAAAUCUAGAUCAAAGAGCAAGUCUAAGGCCAAAUCCGAUAGAGGCUCUCGAUCUCGUAGCAGAUCCAAGGCAAAGUCAGAGAAGUCACAUAGUAGAUCCAGGUCUCCAUCUCCCAAAGAAAAUGGAAAAGGAGAAACAAAGUCAAAGUCAAGAUCAAGAAGCCAGUCUCACUCCAAUUCACCACAACCUCCACCACCAUCAAAGGCUCGUUCUGAGUCUCCUCCAGUCAAAAGGGCUACAUCAGUAUCUCACUCUAGAUCUCGGUCACGAUCGAGAUCUAGUUCAAGAGAUUAAAAGUCCAGAACUCCUUUGCACACUUACGGAACACUUUCUUACUUGCCAGGCAAUUAUUCUGUGAUGUUAGUACUUCCGGUGUUGGCCUCUUCUCAGGAGAAAGCCUGAACCAUAGGGGCAUAAAGGUUUGAUUUGGAAGCAAAAUUAAUGGGGAAGAAAUAAGGCUCUAGAGAAAUGGUGACACAAAGCAAGCAAAGACCCCCCUUUUGUAGAAAUUAAGCUCUUUGAUUUUAUAGUAUUUCAGCAGUAAUAACUUUUGUAGAGAUUAGGCUUACUUUUGAUUUUUAGCAUUUCAGCAGGAUCUGCUGUUGAAUGAAGUUUUCUUUUAAAGUAUUAAACUCUCAAAGAAAGGCUUUAAACUUUUAAAGCUUUGGAGAGGACUCAGUUGUUGGUUUUUUUUUUUUUUUUUUUAAUUAUGUUCAAGUUAAAAAUAAUCCUGAGUUGUAUUAAAGGUUUGCUACCAAGGAAAUGAAAGCCGCAGGUCAAUAUUAAAUGGCUUUUGAGCAGUUUUGUCUCGUAUCUAUUUUUUUGAAAAAAUACGAACUGUGUUGUAUAUGGUUAAGUGUAAAAUUAGGCAAACCUCAAAUCAGCAAUAAAUUCAAUUUGGUACACCAUUGUAUUUCCAUGUUAUUAAUUAAAACUUGCUAAAGUAAGUCUUCCCACCACCCCUACUUUUUUUUUUCUCCUCCCCCCAUAUUAGAAACAAAAGGUCUUUGUAGGUAGUCUUGCAUGAUGCAGGAAAUGUGGUAAAGAUGGAAGUGUUCUAACUUGAAGUUUGCUAGUGCCCUGGGUAAAUGAUAUUCCAAAUAUUUUUAGGUAAUUGUCUUAAUUACCAUUUUCUGGUAGUGGUUAGUGUCAAACAUAAUAGUUGCAGGAUUUGCAACUUGAAUGAAAGCAGCAGCUAUUCCUUAGUCUUCCACCAUAUUCAGAAUGGGAAGUGUGAAUAUUAGGUUAUCUUUCUGAAGUUAAUUACUUUUGUAAAACUAGAAUUGGAAAAUCAAUUCAAUUUAGUAAUUUGGAGGAUAGGGAUUUGAUCUAUUGUUUCCCUUAAAAUAGGGAUUCCUAGAUGAGGAAAUUUCAACUGCUGAUAUUGGUAGGCCACUUAGUAUUAAACAAUUCCCUUCAACACAGGUUAAGUGACAAUAUUUGGCGUUAAUCAGCCAAGUCUUCCUGUCCAAAAAAGUUGGCUUUCUCUGUUUAGCCAUACUGCCUCUAAUUCUAUUAAAAAGUAAAAUCCCAGUCCUUUAGUUAAGACAAUUUAAUAAUGUGCAAUUAGAAUUUCCUUGUAAAUUUUAUACAAAGUGUUUUUGGGUUUUUUUUUUUAAUCAGUGGUAAUUCCAAACCUUUUUUUUUUCCUCAUAAACUUAAAUUUCAUUCCUAGUAACGGGAAACUUGAAUUCAUAUUCAUGAUAACUACCAUUUAGAUUAAUAUAGAAUAUAUACAUGUAUGAUCAACAUCUUACAUGGUUGUAAAGUACUUGACUUGCUGAUUGAUACAAAGACAAAUUUGGGAGUUAGCCAGAUGUUUGUUGACUUGGUGAGGAUGAAUUAGUCAUUUCCAGGAUGAAUACAUUUAAAGUUUUUAUUACCUUGACAUUUACAACUGAGACCUUCCUCAGCUGUGUUCAUAAAGCAUAAUAUUUAUCUCAGUGGCAUAGAAAAAGGUUGAUAGAACAAAGAUCUGCAGUAGUAUGAUGAAUGAAGUCUUAAAUGUUAGGAUUAUAGUUUAUGUUUUAAUGAGUUCAUUGUUAAAAUUUAUAAGUAAAAUAGGGAUAACCAAAUAAGGGUAGUAGAAAGAUCCAACAUUCUAGCUCUCUUGCUAACAAGAUGUGCAGUUGGGGCAGUUCUUUUGCUUCUAGUUGUUUGAUCAGAAGAAAAGUAGAUCUAAAAAUCCCCAAAUUUUUAUCACAUUGGAAUAAUUUAGGAGAUUGAUGUUGAAAGACCUGACAAUUGCCUCAAACUUUGAAUUAGAAAAAUGAGGUGGACAGAGACUAGGAGGAGGACUGGUCCAGUUUAUCUAAAGGUGCAAACAUAAUUAGAAGUUGGGCUUUUAAAAACUAAUUUUAGGAUUCAUGUCUUCAAGGAACUCUGUAUUUUGAAGUAUAGAGAUUGUUAUAGAAGUUGUUUAAAUUGCUGCCAAAACACAAGAAGCAAAAAUAUUGAUGUUUUGCCUUGUGAUAACUAGGUUUUCCUUGUUAAGUUAUAAAAAAUGAGCUGCUUGUUUGGUUAAUUUUUUUUAUAUGUUUACUAUAAUAGGAUGUCUUUUAUUUGUAGAAGAGCCUAGGGUAUUGUAAGAUUAGAGAGUAGUUAACAACAGUCUGCUAUUUUUAUUCAUACUAGUGACCACAAGUAAAUGGUUGAGUGUACUAUCUCUUGGGCACUAAGCUAAAAUAAAAUCCAUGAAAUAGCUCA